Molecule: messenger RNA, 1245 nt
Organism: Drosophila hydei
Lineage: Eukaryota; Metazoa; Arthropoda; Insecta; Diptera; Drosophilidae
Product: calmodulin
Exons: 4
Coding region: 128-820 (230 amino acids)
Biological process (GO): locomotion; post-embryonic development
Cellular component (GO): cytoplasm; myosin II complex
Molecular function (GO): calcium ion binding; myosin heavy chain binding
Source: RefSeq, a predicted model, not a curated record
GGCAGAGCGUUGGACACAACGUUGGCCGCUAUCGUCGCGACCAGAUUUAUUUCGUGGCAAAGUGCAAAAUCGCGUGUGAGUCGCGUGUAAAUCGCUUGUGAAACGCUUGUGAAUCGCGCAGUUCAAAAUGUCGAUGGAUCCUUCUGUUUCACUGGAAGAUCUGGAACGCCGGCGUCGUCGAGCCAGCUCCGUGCGUAAAGCAUCGCAGACGCCGCAGCCACCGCCGCAGCUGGGAACCGACUCGGAGGCAAUGGCCGUGAUUAACGAGAUAUUCAAUCCGCGGCUAAAGCUGCCAGAGAGCACUGGCCAUUAUACACUGCCCGAGGAGCUAAGAGCCGAUGAUCAUGUGGCGCCGCAGGACCUGGACAUUGCCAAGCUGGCGGAACUGAAGGAAGUAUUCACGCUCUUUGACACGGACUGUGACGGGCUCAUAUCGAAAGAUGAUCUGCGUUUCACCUACACGGCUCUCGGCAAUGAGCCCAACGAGCAACUGCUGGAGCAAAUGAUGUCCGAGGCGCACGAACCUUUGGACUACGAGGCCUUCGUACAGCUGAUGUGCCGUCGCACCAUAGAGCUGGACCCAGAGGAGGUCUUGAUUGAGGCCUGGAGCAAGUGGGACGAUCACGGCACGGGCAUGAUCGACGAGAGAAAAAUCUACGAGGAGCUCACCAACUAUGGCGACAAAAUGACCAUCAGCGAGGCUAAGGAAGCGCUCAGCCAUGCGCCCAUGGCCAAGCCGAAGACCCUAGAGGAACCGCCCAUGAUUGAUUAUCCUGCUUUCUGUCGCAUGCUCGGAGGAAUGCGUAAACGCAAGAACUAGCAACGAGGAGCAGGCAACAGUGGCUUCAAUUCAAAUAAACUCAACAAUUUUCCUAAAUUUCAUCAAGUUUCUAUAGCAAAGCUUUGCCUUAGAUUAUAUCCAAUAUUUCAUUGUAUUUUUUUCUUCUUUUAUUUUGUAGUUGCUGUAGACGCAUUUCUUAAUCCUUUUCCAUUUAGAUUAUAUUCAAAUAUUUUUUCGACCCUUUUAGAUGAAAUGCAAAGGCAGAAAAUGUAUGAGAGCAUAUAAAGUAUAUAUAUGAAUGCUUUAUUAAAGAGUCGAGUGUUUCUCUCAUUUUCUACUGCAUAUAGAAAUUGACUUUAGUGUCAUAUCGUGGAGUUAGCCUUUGAACCACAACAUAGAAAUCCUCUUUAAAUAUUUAAAACUGCGAACGAACGAGUUCUAACAAAGAGUCGACUAUCUUAAGA